AUGGCGGCCGCUGCUUGCGGUCCUCACGCUGGCGCCGGCGGCAACACAACGAAGCCAGCACACAAAGAAGUGCGGAAAAGUAAGGAUUCGCGCCGGAGACAAGCUGCCCUGUUAUUUCUGAACAACAUAUCUUUAGACGGACGGCCGGUGUGCGCUCUCAGCAAUGGAGCAGCCGGCCUCAGAGAGCCCGGGCACCAGAGUGCUGAGGCCGGCGUACCGGCGGCGGCUCCCCCGCUGUCUACAGCGGCAAGCUACGGAGCCUUCAGCCAGCUGUCAGCUCCUGUCAGCGGGGGCACUAACGCUGCCCAUUUACCAAGGACUAACACCUACCCCUCGGCCCUGCUCCCCACCACAUUAGCCGGGUUCAGUCAGGGGAGCAGCGACGUAGUGUCGGAGUGGGGUAACGUUAAGGUGGAUCCUUUGUCGUCUCAGGGAUUCCCCCUUUCUCCGACCUCCGGACCACAGAAUCCCAGUUUAGUCUCCUGUAAAUCGUCCGUCGUGUCCUCCAGCUAUAACUCUGCACCUCUGGACCUCCGUCAUCGAACACGUAACCAGUCAGGGUCUCCAGGGCCGCGGGCCAAGAAGGUGCACUUCAUCAAGAACAUGAGGCAGUAUGACACUCGAGGCAGCAGGAUUGUUCUCAUCUGUGCUAAGCGGUCUCUGUGUACUGCUUUCUCUGUACUGCCCUACGGAGAGAGCUUGCACAUCAGUGAGUCAAAACUCGAGGCCCAGAGACAGAGGCACCCGUCGGGAGGAGUGGCUGAUAUGGCUCCUGUGCUGGAAGGUGUGGAACUGGGGGCUUUUGGAAAGACAGUAUCAUAUGCGCGGUUCCUCCUGCCUACCAACGCCCUGGUCAGACAGAAGAGCAAUGCACCCUUGGAUACAAGCACAGUGCAGACGCCAAUGCCUCGGAACUGGAUCAAUGGGCAGAAGAAUUUCACCCCGUCCCGUCUGAGCAGCGCCAUCGGACAAGAGUCUGGUGUGGACGAGAUGUCGGACUAUGACCCUAAUUUACUGAAUGACCCGCAGUGGCCUUGUGGAAAACACAAGAGGGUCUUAAUCUUUGCCUCAUACGUGACAACUGUUAUCGAGUAUGUGAAACCAUCUGACCUGAAGAAGGACAUGAAUGAGACAUUCAAAGAAAAGUUUCCUCAUAUAAAGUUGACCCUAAGCAAGAUAAGAAGUCUGAAGCGAGAGAUGUGCGCCGUGAGCGAGGAGUGUGGUCUACAGCCCGUUACCAUAGCAAUGGCCUAUGUGUACUUUGAGAAGCUGGUCCUGCAGGGUCGACUGAACAAGCACAACAGAAAGCUCGUGUCUGCCGUCUGUGUGCUGCUGGCUGCCAAGAUCAGCAGUGACCUUAAGAAACAGGAGGUCAAACUGCUGAUAGAUAAGCUGGAGGAGCGUUUUCGAAUAAGUCGGCGGGAGCUAAUUCCUCUGGAGUUUCCUGUUCUGGUUGCCUUGGAGAUGGCACUCUACCUCCCAGACAGCAAGGUCAUGCCGCACUAUCGCAGGCUGGUGCAGCAGGUCUAGGACCAAAGAAAGGCCUUCCAGGGCUUCUCCUGAAUGCAAAAGAAUUGCAGUUAGUCAUGGUGUUUGAGGGCUCUGUAGACCUGAGGGCUUUCAGCUGUGUCCAGCAGUCUUAUCAGUCAUGAGUCCAAAAACAGUCAGUCUUCCAUGUUACUUCAACCUUCAUAACUGACUAAUCGAGUUUUGUUUGCUGUGCUGGUUAGUGUGGAGGCUGAUAUACUGUGGUAAAUCACAAUUCUUUAAUUAUUCACAAAUGGUACAGUUUUUAUUAACUUAUCAAAUUUAUAUUUUUAUUGUUUUUUUGUUUUUUUUACUCAACUUUUUAAAGCAAUUUUUAUUUUUCCUAAUGUGCCAUGUUAUUUAUCACUGUAACUGUAUAUUUAUAUCAUACAAAUUCUUGCUGCAGGCAUUGUGUGUGAAGACUGACUGUAUGUUUCCAUAACUGGAGGUGGCAUAACUCUUGUUCCUUGCUGUGAGGAAUACAUGGCAUUCUGAAAGCUAUCCAACACAACACUCUAUGUUAGAGAUGACAUUUAUCAGGCACGUUAUUUGUGCCAUUAUGCUCUCAUUUCCGUGCACACUCCAGUUGUCUUUUUUUUUUCUUCAGCUCUCUAUUUCCACAGACUGUAGAUUGUGAUUGUACAGUGAAAUGUUAUGAGGAGCCAAACCAGUGUAUGUAUUUUGUAAUAAUAUUUUAUAUGUUCUUAAAAUUAAAGGUGCCAAAAGAGUUUCUUUUGCAUGAUGCCACAGAAUUUUUGGUUCCAUAAAUGACCUUUCAAUGGACGGUUCUUCAUCAAACACAACUGAAAUGGUUCUACUCAGGCAUUGCUCAAAAGAACCCUUUUUAGCACCUUUUUUAAGUGUAAUUUUACCAGUUUUUCCAUCGUUUAUGUGUAAUUCAGUCAGUUUAUCAUUAUUCAGAGUGGUUUAAUGUGAAGUGGUUCAUUACAGAGAAACUUAGUAACUGGAUUGACCUAGAGGUUGUGACGUCUUCAACACACUGUUUUACUUGCUGUAUGAAAUGACCAGUGAACCUACUCAUUUUCUGAGUUUUUAUAUGUAAUGUUUAUAAUGGUAAAAUAGCUGUAAAUCUAAAACACUGUUUUCUUUGGAUAAUAUUUUGCCUUACAACACCCAGUGUGUACCUUUCUGCCAUUAAUGGAUUGAAAACAUGUAAAACUCAAAACUAUGUAAAAUAAGAUCUCUGGCAGCAGGCAACAUAUUCGUAGCCAUUUCAUGCAAUCACUUACUGUGAGGGAACUUUUAGAGGCAUUAAACUCUGCCGAAGUUUGCUUCCUAUCACCACCACUGUGAACAAUUCUGACUCAGUAAGUUUCUUUAAAACAGUUUCACAUCAAACCACUCUGACUUUGGUAACAUCAUAACUUUAAUUAUGCAGACACUUUGAAAAAUCAGUGAAAUUGCCCUUUUAAAGAGUGCCGAGUGCCAAUUCAGUCAGGUUAGCAAUGGCAACUAUUCGGUUGUGCUGAGAUGAUUAAUGCUUAUUAUUUUAUAUGACUGUGUUGCUCAGAGGCAUCUUAUUUGGGAUGGAAACUUGCAGUAUUUAUUUCUCCAUAGCUAUGAGAAUUGCAUGAAAUGUUUUGUGGACGAUUCUGUGUCCUGUGUUUAUGUACGCACCACUGAGUAAUAGGGGCCGAGUGGUUAGUCCAAACACUGGAUGGCAAAAAAAUAGGCUUAUAUUUGCUAUACUGUGGUUUGUUCAGAAAAGGAGGGAAACUUCCCUUCUGUGAACCGGUCUCUGUUGUAUUGUGGUGUGCAGAGUGCAAUGCUACAUGUAUGUGUUUUGGCUGUUUACUGUACUGUAAGCCGUGCACUGGCUUGCUUGUUUCUGUUUGGACCUUCAGAUGAUAUCGUUCCUUAGCUUAGAAGGUAAUUCCACCAACAUUUCAAAGGUUCUUUGGUAUUCAAUCUUUGAGAUGUAAACAAAGUCAUAUGUAGUGAUUUGAUGUGAAACAUUGUAGAGAAACAUACUGAUUCAGAAUUCUUUAUAGUGGUGCUGAUAGGAACCAGGGCUCAUGAUGUUAAUAAUGAAAAUAUAGCCAUUUAUUUGCUAUACAAAAGUAGCAGUAAUAAUAAUAAGAAUCAGUGGGAAGUCCCCUUUGUUUGGGUGCUUUUCACAACCUUUCAGUGUCCUACAUGCAUCUCUCCACCGUUAAAGUAUUUUAAUGUUUUAGCCAAAAAUUUUAUCUCAAAACUGUGAUAAAACAUUGUCUCAAGCAUCAGGUAGUGUUUUCAUAAUCAUUUCAUUUUUAAACAUUCUGUGAGGAAGGGUUUAGAGGCAUUACACUCUUCAGACGUCUGGUUCCUAUCACCACCUAUUCUUUAGAACAGCACAUUUCACAUCAAACCACUCGGAAAGACAUUCUAACUAAUUAUCCUUAAAAUUUGAAAUAGCGGUGGAAUUCCCCUUUAUCAGCACCAAGGUAGCUCAGUGUGUAGCACAGCCCUGUGUAUGACUGGUAUAAUUUUCUUUUUAUAUGCAUUCAGCAGUGAACCAAGAUUCAUCAGAGAAUAUGAACUUGCAUAAAUUUAUAUUGUCUUUUAGUAUUUUAAGGUACGCAGCCACCCUCUAGUGGUGAAGAUAGCAUGAACUGACUGUGAUGUCCUCUUUUUUUUCCCCUCAGGGAGCGUGACUGAUGUUGUGAGCACUCUUUAUGAAACUUUGUAUGCUCUUCCAGCUGAAAGAAACUCCAUUUGUAGUAGAGUUGUUUAAAAAAUAGCUAUUUAUUUUCAAUAUAAAUCCUCAGAGUACACACUGUGAGUACUGCAGCAUGAAGUGCCUUUUUAUUACAUUGUUAAGUUUGCUGCCAUGCCAUGAGUCUUUACUUCAGUGUAUACAGGCUCUGCCCAUCAUCACCACACCAGCUUUGGAAAUGAUCACUUUCCAGAACUUCUCGGACAGUUCCAUCAUACAUCACAACUGCUGGCUUGUUCAUGGCGAGCUAGGGUGUGUCUGAGAUUGUGAGACGAAGGACAAUGAGAAACAAUGAGGACAAUGAGAAAUCACUGAACUACUCUUCUUGUGAACAUAUCACUAUUUUGUGUAUGAAGGCUUCUUCAUUUGGUACAACUUGAAGUGGUAGUUUAGUCUCAGACAAUGACGUUAUGUUUUUGUGCUGUAUGGAUGUGAAGUCUUGUAACGUUUCUUUCUGAUAAAAAAAAGAUUCUUUAAAAAUAUAUUUUUUAACUGUU
Messenger RNA from Colossoma macropomum (tambaqui), 4740 nucleotides. It is a transcript of the gene cables2a, whose product is annotated as Cdk5 and Abl enzyme substrate 2a. Gene Ontology annotation, biological process: regulation of cell cycle. Lineage: Eukaryota; Metazoa; Chordata; Actinopteri; Characiformes; Serrasalmidae. Bases 1 to 1530 code for a protein of 509 amino acids. The transcript is spliced from 9 exons. The record is from RefSeq and is a predicted model, not a curated record.